This is a messenger RNA of Agrilus planipennis (emerald ash borer), 955 nucleotides long. RefSeq lists its product as uncharacterized. Gene Ontology annotation, molecular function: protein-macromolecule adaptor activity. The transcript is spliced from 4 exons. The record is from RefSeq and is a predicted model, not a curated record. Gene Ontology annotation, cellular component: membrane; endoplasmic reticulum. The coding region runs from base 144 to 620 and encodes 158 amino acids. NCBI's taxonomy places the organism in Eukaryota, Metazoa, Arthropoda, Insecta, Coleoptera, Buprestidae.
AUUACAAUGAAGGCAGAUAACUUGAAAAUGUAUGAUGUAUCUAUAGUAUUUUUAUACCUGUCAGAUAGAACUAUUUAAGGUUAAAAUAGUAGGUAGUAGAAUUUUAGAAGUAUAAUUUUCUUUCGUAAAAUUACAUCAAAAUAAUGAGUUGUAAGAUAAUGUAUGCGUUUCGUGGUUGGAUAGCAUUUGUGGCUUUUAUGGAUUUAGGAACGACCGUACGAAGUUACAUUGAAAAGCGAUCAUUUCUAAGUAAUUUCACAUCGGACUCGAAUUUCGUUGAUGAGGAGUAUACGACUUCUAGAAUUCUCGGAAUGUUUUCAGUAUUGAAGGCUAUAGUUUUAAUACACUGUACUCUGUACAUUCAUUACAAACCAGUUGUUAGUUUGGGAGCCUUCUCGAUUUUACUGUCUGUUCUAUUAUAUCUUUCAGAGACAUUAUACUUUAGAGCAGCUACUUUAAGUUUCUAUGUUACUUUUCCUUGUAUUUUAAACAUAGUGACUUUAUGCGGUUUGAUGUAUUUGCCUGCUCAUUUAAAAAUAUGGGAACUGCCUAGUGAAAUCGAUGAGAAUUUAAAAAACAAUGUAAAUUCCUUUAAAAAGAAAAGGCGAAAAAACAAUUAAUUGAUAGAUAAGGUGGAUUAAUAAAAUGGUAAAUACAUGACACUGUCCUAACCAUUAAGAGCUGAAAAAGUUUUAAUUGGACAGUGAAAUUUUUGACUUGUUUGCACAAAAUAAACCUUGAAUCAAGUACUUUCUUGGUGGUUGGUAUAGAAGAAUUUACCUUGAGAAUGAAUACAUUGUAAUAGAGUUUCUAGUAGAACUCUAACACUAGGAGUGCAUUUUGAUAUGUGCCUUUUUUAGAUUAACAAAAAAUGUUUGCAGAAUUAAUCUAAGAAGCAGUGUUAAUAUGCAGUUAAUAGAUUAAUAAAUGAGUUGAAUCUCGCCCAUUUCUCUUA